AUGACGACCCAAGCGGACGCUCAAGAUCCUUUGGCCGGUCUCGGCGAGAUUAACUGGUCGAAUCUCGAACACGCUUAUGGUUCGGCCGAGGACAUUCCCCCUCUUGUACGAAAAUUGAAGUCUUCAGACAAAGAGGAUAUCACUUCGGCUUAUGGCGUUUUAUAUACCAGCAUCUUCCAUCAAGGCAGCCGGUACUCGGCCUCGAGCGCUGUAGUCCCAUUUUUAUAUCGACUUGCGAUCUGCCCGGAAACAUUAUGCAGAGAAAAUAUCGUUCGUCUCCUCACGCGUUUGGCCAUUGGCGAGCCAACGCACCACUGGCUUCGAGGCAUUGAUGUCAAAGGAUGGCGCGAAGACGUUGCUACAUUCCAGGCCACCGGCUGGUGCGAAGAAGAGAAGACUCGACGUCUUGAGUGGAUCAAUGAAGGCGCCGACGAGGACGAUCGCAAGAGGCGCAAGUUGCGGUCCAUUUUGUUCCCUUCCCCCGAAGAAAUCGUCAAGUCCAGUGUUGCCGAGCUUGGCGUAUAUGAUGCCGUCAAAGACGGUCUCCAACACAUCAUCGAUCUCUUGAACGACGACUCCGUGGCGAUCCGACAAGAAGCUGCGUACGCAUUAGCAUGGUUUCCUGAGGAACUAGAACGAAUCCAUCCAGCGUUGUUUAAUCUCAUCGACAGCGAGACGAACCCAGUAGUCCAAGCCACUGGCCUAAUCGCACUUGGUCAACUACAAACUAGGUCGGAGGGCGGCAUUGACGACACUCCCGUUGUGCGAUGCCUGAACUCCGUAUUUGCACAAGGUCGCGGGUCGGGCCUUAGCCGCUGGGCCAGCGCUAUAGCACUCAUCAUGCUGCACGUUUCUCAACCCGAACACGUCAACGAGGUACUGCGCAAGCUAAAGGAAAAUGAUUACCUCCAAGAAUACGAACCUUGGAAUCUCGAGGACGUGAACUUUGAGUUUGCUGAUCCAGAUUUGGCCUCUCUCGCCACGAUGUCGUUGAGAAACUUGACCCGAGCAAACAGCCAAGGCUCUGAAAUGGUCAUUAUAGAGAUCAUCCCGGCUUCCCGUGGGGAGACGACCCUUGUCCUUGCGGAAAUCGGCCUCAAGUUGGUUUUUGAAACGCCGGCAUCUGAGCCACUCACUCCGGAAGGUCUGAUACAUGACCAGCGGGAACUCAUCCGGGCACUCACCAAGGUGGAUAGUUUUAACUGGUCUUUCGCGAAUUUUCUCUCGAUACUAAGCGGUUGGGCUUUGCCGACGUCUUUACAAAAAUUGAAAGCUUUAGUGGGCGAGGAGUGA
This is a messenger RNA of Pestalotiopsis fici W106-1, 1293 nucleotides long. RefSeq lists its product as uncharacterized. Bases 1 to 1293 code for a protein of 430 amino acids. The transcript has a single exon. NCBI's taxonomy places the organism in Eukaryota, Fungi, Ascomycota, Sordariomycetes, Amphisphaeriales, Sporocadaceae. The record is from RefSeq and is a predicted model, not a curated record.